Messenger RNA from Talaromyces rugulosus, 237 nucleotides. RefSeq lists its product as uncharacterized. Bases 1 to 237 code for a protein of 78 amino acids. Gene Ontology annotation, molecular function: oxidoreductase activity. The transcript has 2 exons. NCBI's taxonomy places the organism in Eukaryota, Fungi, Ascomycota, Eurotiomycetes, Eurotiales, Trichocomaceae. The record is from RefSeq and is a predicted model, not a curated record.
AUGGAACCUUUCAGUAUCGACGGACUAACAGUCCGGCCCAUUCUAGGCACUGGAUUUGGCGCAGAGAUUGAAGGCGUUGACUGGACUCGAGUGCCAUUGUCAGAGAAGGAUAUUCAAAAUCUGGUUUCCCUCCAAAACAGGUUUGGAGUGCUCAUUUUCCGGAACACUGGCCUUGACAAUGACCGCCACGUCAAGUUUGCCGCACAACUAGGAGAACUCGAGAUGAACCCUACUUAG